Setaria italica (foxtail millet) is the source of this 1382-nucleotide messenger RNA. RefSeq names its product PLAT domain-containing protein 3. Lineage: Eukaryota; Viridiplantae; Streptophyta; Magnoliopsida; Poales; Poaceae. The record is from RefSeq and is a predicted model, not a curated record. Gene Ontology annotation, molecular function: protein binding. The transcript is spliced from 2 exons. Bases 360 to 920 code for a protein of 186 amino acids.
UUAGAUCCCCGUUCUCCGUGCACGCGCCACGCCGCCACAUGAUGAUCGAUGGCCGUCACUGCUUCAAUUCCGAUCCGAUCCAAACUUAUGCUUCGCUUCUGAUGAUCUCCGAUCCCCACAUCAUUCCUGCAACUACCUAGCUAGUUAAUUUUAUCUGCAAAAUAAAAUACACGUUGUGGCGUUGUGCACUAGCAUGUGCCAGCAUCGUGCUCGACUGCUCCCUCGAAGAAAAAACUAUUAGCAAUCCACACUGUUCUGAUCACUCGCUCUGAAGUGUAUAUAUCACCCUAGCUCAUCAGCCUCUUCGAUCAGCUCACACCUUGCAAGGCAGUAGCUCGGAUCUGGCGGUGCUCAUCAGUAUGGCCGGCAAGGCACUCUCCUCCGCCAUCCUCCUCUCCUUCGUGAUCUUGGCCACCGGAUCAAGAUCGCCGGCGGGCGUCCGGCAGGUCCAGGCAGUGGCGCCACUGAAGAGCUCAUCAGCGACGACCGCCGACGACUACGAGUGCGUGUACACGGUCUACGUGCAGACGGGGUCGAUCUGGAAGGCCGGGACGGACUCGGUGAUCGGCCUGGGUCUCCGCGCCGCCGACGGCGCCGGCUUCACCAUCCCGGACCUGGCCAAGUGGGGCGGGCUCAUGGGCGCCGGCCACGACUACUACGAGCGCGGGCACCUCGACAUAUUCAGCGGGCGGGGACCCUGCCUGCCGUCCCCGCCGUGCGGGAUGAACCUGACCUCCGACGGCUCCGGCGCGCACCACGGCUGGUACUGCAAGUCCGUCGAGGUCACCGCCUCCGGGCCCCGCGCGGCGUGCGCCAGGGCCGCGUUCGGCGUCGAGCAGUGGCUCGCCACGGACGCGCCGCCGUACCAGCUCCACGCCGAGCGCAGCGUCUGCGGGAAGAGCGACGCGGCGGCGGAGUGAACUGGUUUAUGGUGCUGCCGGGACCGGAUGUCAUACGUCAGAUGUCACUGUGGUUGGCCUUACAGGCGGUAUUUGUUUCCUGUAGCUAAACUUAAUCUCUGUCACAUCGAAUAUUUGAUACUAAUUAGGAGUAUUAAAUAUAGGUUAAUUAUAAAAGCACAGAUGGAGGCUAAUUUGCGAGAUGAAUCUAUUAAGUCUAAUUAAUCCAUGAUUUGACAAUGUGCUACAGUAACCAUUUGCUAAUGAUGGAUUAAUUAGGCUUGAUAGAUUCGUCUAGCGAAUUAGCUUAGAGCUUCUGCAGUUACUUUUAUAAUUAGCUCAGGUUUAAUCUUUCUAAUUAGCGUCAUUCGAUGCAACAUGUCAAGGAUCCAAACACCAUGGCUACUCAUGUGGUGUCAUUUCUGUCGUUUUUGGGGGGUUUCGCGGGAAUAAUGAAUCUGCUCGAUCGGUCAUCGUGAUCCA